AUGGUGAACAGAAUUUCAUAUAAAUUGAAUGAAAUAGCAGUUACUAUUCCACGUAUAUUGAACAAAAUAAUUGGUACUGUUUCAUGUAACUGGGAUGAAGUGCUUCCUCCCGUUUCAUAUAAAUUGAAUGAAAUAGCAGUUACUAUUCCACGUAUAUUGAACAAAAUAAAUGGUACUGUUUCAUGUAACUGGGAUGAAGUGGUUCCUCCCGUUUCAUAUAAGUUGGAUGAAAUGGUUGUAACGGAUAUGACAUACAAAAUUGAAAAGAAGACUCGUUUAGACGGUAGGACAGUGACAGUUUCUGCUAGGGCUACUCGUGCGGCUAGGAGAUCAUCCAGGAUUGGGUUCAACGAGGAACAUGUUACAACGAGCAACCCGAGGAAGACAAUGGCAAACAUUGAGCGUGGUUGUUUGGUCAUUCAGUCACGAACACAUGCGAUUGAUCUCUUUCGAUUUGAGCCUCGUGAUGCAUGGUAUCUAUUAGUGAAAAGUACUGGGUUGGGUCAUUUGAGGGAAUGCAUGUUCCCUCAUCAUAAUGCACCAUUAAUAUCAGCUUUUGUUGAGAGAUGGCACCCUGAAACUAAUAGUUUUCAUUUACCAUUUGGAGAGAUGACAAUUACAUUACAUGAUGUAUCUUUGAUUUUGGGUCUUCCUAUUAACGGUGUUGCUAUUAACCACCCAAUGCAACAAAAGGAAUCACGAAAUUCACUAUUUUCUUUUGUUGGUAAAUUGCUUAAUAUAGAUACAAAAGAGAUAGAGUUUGAACAUGCACAUGGUGGAAUUAAAUUGUCAAAAAUUAGAGAGACUUUGAUGGAUCCAAAAAAUAAGUAUGAUGUGGAUGAUAUAGCUAGAGGCUUUUUAGUUACAUUACUUGGGUCUACUAUAUUUAUUGACAAAACUGUAGAUCGCACAUCCACUCUAUUAUUUCCUCUAGUGCGCGACCUUGUUAGUGUUAAGUCGUACUCGUGGGCUUCGGCAGCUCUUGCGUAUCUUUAUCGGGAACUUGGCAAAGCUACAAGAGCAGAGACUAAGCAACUGGCAGGAUCAUCUACUCUUCUUGAGGUUUGGAUAUAUGAGCACUUUCCAAUGUUUCGACCCAUGACGAAUUCUAACUAUUUGCCCGGUGAGCACCCUCGAGCUAUGAAAUGGGAUGCUCAGACUCCGACACCGAUAUUACUUUCUACACUACAACAACACCGAUGGAGGUUAGAUGACAUGACAGCUCAAGAGGUUAUAUGGGUUCCUUAUGGUAUCAAUGUAGUACACAAUUUACCAUUAUCAUUGUAUCAUGGGUGCAUUCGGUACGCUUCUAUAAUUGAACCGUAUAUGCCGGACCGUGUUCUACGACAAUUUGGAUAUGUACAGACUCGUCCUAUGUCUCCAAUUACACCAAAUAAAGAGAACAAACCGACCCAUUUUUACGCCAUCGAAUAUCCGGAAUCUAUGAUGUGCUUUUGGGAUGAUCCUUCAUCGCAUUGUUUAAGUAUGCACCGUCUAGGUGAGGAUGCUUCCAAUCCAUGGGAUUGCUCUUCCGACUACAUGCAAUGGUUUUUACAAUGUUCACAUCCAAAGUUGCAAAAUCCUGAACAUGCCCCUAAUGGAUAUAUGCCAAGACAACACCAACUUACUGCCGAAGCGCGACUCCACUUGAUUGCUCAUUAUCUACGUCCAGUAUAUCCUGAAGUACGAUCAAAAUUGAGUUUGGAGGACCAAUUUCACCAUAUAGACCAGGCUAUUGACGUUCUGUUGGAGUUUGAAAAAUUACAUUCGUCACAACGAUGA
This is a messenger RNA of Beta vulgaris subsp. vulgaris (sugar beet), 1782 nucleotides long. RefSeq names its product protein MAINTENANCE OF MERISTEMS-like. The record is from RefSeq and is a predicted model, not a curated record. Gene Ontology annotation, biological process: meristem development; meristem maintenance. The coding region runs from base 1 to 1782 and encodes 593 amino acids. Lineage: Eukaryota; Viridiplantae; Streptophyta; Magnoliopsida; Caryophyllales; Amaranthaceae. The transcript is spliced from 7 exons.